AUGUCAGAAGGAGUGCCUCGCUACACCGGCGGGCCUCGCUACACCGGCGGGCCUCGCUACACCGGCGUGCCUCGCUACACCGGCGUGCCUCGCUACACCGGCGGGCCUCGCUACACCGGCGUGCCUCGCUACUCCGGCGGGUCUCGCUACACCGGCGGGCCUCACUACACCGGCGUGCCUCGCUACACCGGCGGGCCUCACUACACCGGCGUGCCUCGCUACACCAGCGGGCCUCGCUACACCGGCGGGCCUCACUACACCGGCGUGCCUCGCUACACCGGCGGGCCUCGCUACACCGGCGUGCCUCGCUACACCGGCGGGUCUCGCUACACCGGCGGGCCUCACUACACCGGCGUGCCUCGCUACACCGGCGGGCCUCGCUACACCGGCGGGCCUCACUACACCGGCGUGCCUCGCUACACCGGCGGGCCUCGCUACACCGGCGUGCCUCGCUACACCGGCGGGUCUCGCUACACCGGCGGGCCUCACUACACCGGCGUGCCUCGCUACACCUGCGGGCCUCGCUACACCGGCGGGCCUCGCUACACCGGCGGGCCUCGCUACACCGGCGUGCCUCGCUACACCGGCGUGCCUCGCUACACCGGCGUGCCUCGCUACACCGGCGGGCCUCGCUACACCGGCGGGCCUCGCUACACCGGCGGGCCUCGCUACACCGGCGUGCCUCGCUACACCGGCGGGCCUCGCUACACCGGCGGGCCUCGCUACACCGGCGGGCCUCGCUACACCGGCGUGCCUCGCUACACCGGCGUGCCUCGCUACACCGGCGGGUCUCGCUACACCGGCGGGCCUAGCUACACCGGCGGGCCUCGCUACACCGGCGGGGCUCGCUACACCGGCGGGCCUCGCUACACCGGCGGGCCUCGCUACACCGGCGGGCCUCGCUACACCGGCGGGCCUCGCUACACCGGCGGGCCUCGCUACACCGGCGGGCCUCGCUACACCGGCGGGCCUCGCUACACCGGCGGGCCUCGCUACACCGGCGGGCCUCGCUACACUGGCGGGCCUCGCUACACCGGCGUGCCUCGCUACACAGGCGGGCCUCGCUACACCGGCAGGCCUCGCUACACCGGCGGGCCUCGCUACACCGGCGGGCCUCGCUACACCGGCGUGCCUCGCUACACCGGCGGGCCUCGCUACACCGGCGUGCCUCGCUACACCGGCGUGCCGUCAUCAGUAUGUAAUUAUUACAUUGGUACUAUGUACCGUGUUUUGAGGCCAGUGAUCGUCACAGUUGUCAGUAAGUACGGAUAA
Procambarus clarkii (red swamp crayfish) is the source of this 1272-nucleotide messenger RNA. RefSeq names its product S-antigen protein-like. The record is from RefSeq and is a predicted model, not a curated record. Lineage: Eukaryota; Metazoa; Arthropoda; Malacostraca; Decapoda; Cambaridae.